UAAACUUGAUUAACGAAACAAGAUUCUGCAGGGAAAUGAGGUUAAUUAGUGUUUCGACUGUUUGUCUGAUCUCUGUCAUAGGGACUACUUUAGCUGCAUUUGCAGCAGGACCACAAGCGGAGGAGAAUCUUAAACCCAUCGAAGAUGUGUGUAAAGGAGCACGGAUUAUAGAUGGAGUAGGUUAUAAAAACCACGAUUCAGACUGUGACAAGUUUUACCAGUGUUAUCAGGGAGAGAAAUUACAAGAAAAGCUUACUGUCCCCCGCCAAUGUCCGUUUGGUCAGUUUUGGGACCAGGACGUACCCACGUGUAGGACUGCAAGUGAAGUGCAAUGCAAAACAGAUAAAUGCAGUCUACGACAACUGAAUUCGCAUCCAAUGGAUUCCGGAAACUGCCGAACCUACUGGAAAUGCAAUCUUCAGAAGUCUGUCGGAGAUUGCUGUCCAGAAGGACAAAGAUACAAGAAGUAUCAGGGAUGUGUUAGAGAUCCAACCUGUACAGACCCUUGUCCUGGGGACUCAUUUCACCAGGGACCUUGCGAUAGCCGUCCGAUUUUCGGCGAUCGCUCUCGCUAUCAACAAUAUGUAGAGGGCGUUAAAUGGCACAACAUGACAUGUCCUGAGAAUACCCAGUACAGCGCGUUAGAAUGUGGUUGUGUUUAUCACAAAGGAUAUGCUGCAGUAUGUAAACCUGAGCUAUACUUGCCUUUUAACGGAAAUUUCCGAGAUUAUUCGGGUAAUAAGAGAGAAGUAAUUAAUCACGGUGUAGAAUUAACAUCCAACGGAAUGGCGAAAUUUGAUGGCAAUAGUUACCUAGAAAUAAAGAAAUUCCUAGACUUUAGCAAGGAGACUGAAGUAACUAUUGCAGUCAGAUUCUUGGAAACAGGGAAUGAAAGUCGUCUAAGAGCCAUCGUUAGCAACAGCAUACAAUCAGUGCAACCAAGUCUCCUCAUUCUAAAUAGCCCUAGUAAUGUACACACGAUGAUCAAAAGGGAUGACAAUGGAAUAUCUACACUUCACACAAAAUUGAACCCAGAAAACUGGAAUACUGUGAAACUAAUGCACGAUGAAAACAAGCUGGUCCUGUCUGUAAACGAGAAAGUACUGGGCUCGUGGGCUUUAGGACCUAUCCAGGACAAAAAUGAAAACCUAUUUAUAGGAAAAAGUAAAGGAUUCAAGAACUUCAAGGGUUUUAUUGAUGAAGUCGCUGUAUUUGCUUGCCGCCCAAAGUUUAUACAAACUUAAAUCUACUUUUACUUGUCUUUGAAAUCCAGAUACUUUUUUUGUUUACAUAAAAACUACACUCAUAAAAACAGUCAUUGUUAAUAUUUUCUUCUCGCGUUUUGAGAUGCAGAAUGUUUGUACAAAUAUACUGUCUUAAUCUUGUAAUGACUUUACUAAGGAUGAAUAAAAAUCUAAUAAAACCUA
Saccostrea echinata is the source of this 1427-nucleotide messenger RNA. Its product is annotated as protein PIF-like. NCBI's taxonomy places the organism in Eukaryota, Metazoa, Mollusca, Bivalvia, Ostreida, Ostreidae. The record is from RefSeq and is a predicted model, not a curated record. The transcript is spliced from 8 exons. Gene Ontology annotation, molecular function: chitin binding. The coding region runs from base 36 to 1244 and encodes 402 amino acids. Gene Ontology annotation, cellular component: extracellular region.